Messenger RNA from Caretta caretta (loggerhead turtle), 9193 nucleotides. RefSeq names its product kelch like family member 12 (gene KLHL12). Gene Ontology annotation, cellular component: COPII-coated ER to Golgi transport vesicle. Lineage: Eukaryota; Metazoa; Chordata; Testudines; Cheloniidae. The record is from RefSeq and is a predicted model, not a curated record. Gene Ontology annotation, molecular function: protein binding. Gene Ontology annotation, biological process: COPII vesicle coat assembly; protein monoubiquitination.
GCUGCGGCGGAGCGGCACGCUGUGCGACGUGACCCUGCGCGUGCAGCGCCAGGCCUUCGCCGCGCACCGCAUCGUGCUGGCGGCCUGCAGCGACUACUUCUGCGCCAUGUUCACGAGCGAGAUGCCAUACCACGGCAAGCAUGGAGCCCGCUCAGAUCACCGCGGCAGUUAUGAGAGUUGUAAACAACACGUACGUUAUUCAGCAGUAUAUGCAGAACCAGCACCUGCAAAAGCAGGCGAGGAGGUGACGGCAGCACGGUGAGGAGAGUGAUGAGAACAUGGACACAGACUUCUCUCAAAGUACGGGCCUCGGCAAUGUGGACAUCAUGGUGGUAAGGGGGCAAGUUCAUGCCGUGGAACGCCGAUUCUGGGCCCUGGAAACAAGCACAGACUGGUGGGACCGCAUAGUGUUGCAGGUCUGGGACGAUUCCCAGUGGCUGCGAAACUUUCACAUGCGUAAAGGCACUUGCAUGGAACUUUGUGACUUGCUUUCCCCUGCCCUGAAGCACAAGAGUACCAAGAUGAGAGCAGCCCUCACAGUCGAGAAGCGAGUGGCAAUAGCCCUCUGGAAGCUUGCAACGCCAGACAGCUACUGGUCAGUCGGGAAUCAGUUUGGAGUGGGCAGAUCUACUGCGGGGGCUGCUGUGAUCCAAGUAGCCAACGUAAUCACUGAGCUGCUGCUACCAAGGGUAGUGACUCUGGGAAAUGUGCAGGUCAUAGUGGAUGCCUUUGCUGCAAUGGAAUUGCCGAAAUGUGAUGGGGCGACAGACGGAACCCAUAUCCCUAUCUUAGUACUGGACCACCAAGGCAGCGAGUAUGUGAACCGCAAGGGGUACUUUUCAAUUGUGCUGCAAGCACUGGUGGAUCACAAGGGACGUUUCACCAACAUCAACGUGGGAUGGCCGGGAAAGCUUUCAGAAAAAGAUAAACCAUAUGUGGAUAUCCAAGGGUUGACAGCCUCUACUAUGGAAAUCCUGCUGGACUUUGUGUAUACAGAAACGGUUCAUGUGACGGUAGAAAAUGUCCAGGAAUUGCUCCCAGCAGCAUGUCUGCUUCAGCUGAAAGGUGUGAAGCAGGCUUGUUGUGAGUUCUUGGAAAGCCAGCUGGAUCCAUCAAACUGUUUGGGCAUCCGAGAUUUUGCUGAGACACACAACUGCGUUGAUCUAAUGCAGGCAGCAGAGGUCUUCAGCCAGAAACACUUCCCAGAGGUGGUUCAGCAUGAAGAGUUCAUCCUCUUAAAUCAGGAAGAGGUGGAAAAGCUCAUCAAAUGUGAUGAAAUUCAGGUGGAUUCUGAAGAACCUGUUUUUGAGGCAGUUAUAAAUUGGGUGAAACACUCAAAAAAGGAACGGGAGGACUCCUUGCCAGAGCUGCUGCAGUACGUGCGCAUGCCGCUUCUUACCCCCCGCUACAUCACAGAUGUCAUAGACACUGAGCCUUUUAUACGGUGCAGUUUGCAGUGCAGAGACCUUGUAGAUGAAGCUAAGAAAUUCCACCUAAGGCCUGAGCUCCGGAGUCAGAUGCAGGGACCCAGGACCAGAGCACGUCUAGGGGCUAACGAGGUUCUGCUAGUGAUUGGAGGCUUUGGCAGUCAGCAGUCACCUAUUGACGUGGUGGAAAAAUAUGACCCAAAGACUCAGGAGUGGAGUUUCUUGCCAAGUAUCACCCGUAAGAGGCGCUAUGUUGCCACGGUGUCCCUGCAUGAUCGGAUUUAUGUGAUCGGGGGAUACGACGGCCGCUCCCGUCUCAGCUCUGUGGAGUGCUUGGAUUAUACGUCGGAUGAGGAUGGCAUCUGGUACUCAGUGGCUCCAAUGAAUGUUCGUCGAGGCCUGGCAGGGGCCACUACCCUAGGAGAUAUGAUCUACGUUUCUGGUGGUUUUGAUGGAAGUCGGCGUCACACCAGUAUGGAGAGAUAUGACCCAAAUAUUGAUCAGUGGAGUAUGCUGGGAGACAUGCAAACAGCUCGGGAAGGAGCAGGACUGGUUGUAGCUAAUGGUGUUAUCUACUGCCUUGGUGGCUAUGAUGGGCUGAACAUCUUGAACUCUGUAGAGAGGUAUGACCCUCACUCUGGACACUGGACAAAUGUCACCCCAAUGGCCACCAAGCGCUCAGGAGCAGGAGUAGCAUUGUUGAACGAUCACAUUUACGUUGUUGGUGGGUUUGAUGGGACAGCACAUCUCUCCUCUGUGGAAGCCUAUAACGUUCGCACUGAUUCCUGGACUACUGUGACGAGUAUGACAACGCCUCGUUGCUACGUGGGUGCCACCGUGCUGAGGGGACGGCUGUAUGCAAUAGCUGGGUAUGAUGGCAACUCGCUGCUGAGCAGCAUUGAGUGCUAUGAUCCCAUCAUUGACAGCUGGGAAGUGGUGACCUCACUGGGGACACAGCGUUGUGAUGCUGGUGUUUGUGUCCUUCGAGAGAAGUGACUUUGGAGAAGCCCAGGUGAGAGAGACUCCUUGAGAAGGACAGGCUGAAAGAGGAGAAUCUCACGUGGUUUGCAGGAACUUGUUCCUGACAGCUGGGGAUGCAGGGACUGCAGGCACCAGUGCAGCAUUCUUUCUGCGCUGCUUUGAAAUACGUUGCAUGGACAAACACAUCACCCCAGCAGCUACUGGAAAUCAAGAGCUCUAUGUGAAGCUAGAAAAAGGUACUUGGGUGGAUCAGGAGAAAUUGCAUCCUCUGCCAACCGCUAACUUUAUCAACACAGCAGAUAUGCUUGGACUUCUGGCUUUGGCUGGUCAGACAGCCUAAUGAAUGCUUAGGAAGAUAUGUACUUACAGCUGAUCUGACAGUCACCUCUGCACCUGCAGUCCUUGCAGGGUCACUGGCAGCUCUGAGCUACCUGCGUGUUUGAGGGUGGAAUCCAAACUGUUCUUGAUGUGCCAGCUUCAGAUUCUCAUACAAACGAAAUGUUUAAAGCUCAGUGUUCCAUGUACCAAGUGCACUUCCGUACAGAUGAUGACCAGUGUGCACUACGCUGGAGCUACAUCUGCAUGGUAUACAUUGACCCGUGUACAAAGGACAGAAAUCACACACUAAUGCUUUCAACUGCUGAGACCCAGGUGCGGCAGAGGAGGAGAAGGGUCUGGCACUCCAGGUAAUAGUGGAGGAGGAAGAAACGGAGAUUGGGGUGUUGGGAAGACUGCAGUAUCCCAGUCUGCCUACUGGAAACAGAUUGGAAGAGGUGAGGAGAAUAAUGUGUUUAACACGGUCGUAUUUUCUUCAAGAAGCUUGAUGGACUUGUCAUGGGAGAGAGAGCUUUUUCUGGCAGCAGAAACCUCACUCUGCUGCUCACCACAACCCUGUGAGUGUUUGUCAUCUUGCAGAACAGUAGAACCAGCAGGUCCCUUGGUGACUGAGAAAUGGGAGGGUGGACAGGACUUGGGAUCAAUUUAGAAUGUACACAUACUACUGAAUAAGAACCAUUCCCUGCCUCGAGACACAAGGCAGCUAGAACUUGCAUGUCAAACCCCUUUCAUGCCUUUACUCUCAGCUGUUUACUUCCUUGGCUCCUAACACCUCAUCUUCUCAUGCCCGUAAUCCUGUGUGCAAAACAUACAGUCCAAGCUCCACAGCUGAAGCUGCAGGUUCAUCCAUUGGCUUGGUAGACUGCCCUCCCCUUCAGCCCGUCUUACAUCUCUGGUGCUCUCUGCUCUCAAGGAUCAGAAGCCUCAGUCGCUCCUGCCAAGCCUCCCACAAUGUCUGCGUUUUGGCUGGUGCUGCUCUUUUUGUGUGCUGUUGAUUCUGUGCUUUGGGGAUGGGGUGGGAUCAGGGACACAGUAGAAGGAGUUAAUGAUGCACUUUCAGCCAACACUCUGAAUUUCUCCAUUUGUUCCUAUCAUGUUUUGUGUUUCAUUUCCUAUGUAUUUUUUUAGUGAAAGUAUCAAAAAUAAAGUAUCCGUAGGAGUUUGUCCUAUGCCCUCUAGUCAUGGAUUUAAGGGCUAUGUUGGGAAUACACCUGUGUAGUUGCCUUAAAAGACCCUCAUUAGACCAGUUAGUCAUCCAUGUUGAAGUUCUCUUUUGCUGUGACUUUUUGACCUGCAGUACACAGGCCAGGGUGGGUGGUUCUUAAUAGAUGUGUCCUGUCCAUUGUGGUCAGCGUUACAAACAUCUUUUGGGGAUAGGAGGUCUAGAAGAAUGUGCUGCUGCCAAAUCGAUUUGAGGCCAAUUUAGGAGGAUUCAGGAAAGGAUUGGACAUUUAUGUGGUUCGUGGAACAUCCAGUCUAGAUGGAGAUUGCGAAAUGUGUUACUUUUGAGUUAGUGGGGUGAGGCACAGCUUGUUGUGUGUUGUAUUUCCUGUAGAGCCUGAAAAUAGCUCGUAUUUGCUUUCUUGCCAAUGGUGUAAUUGAAAAAUACUCUCCAUAUUUCCCUCCCCACCCUCACCAAAUCCUUCAGUGAUCCUGGUCCUGGGUUGAGAGUGCUCUUGCAAUCCCCAAGCUUGUCACUUAGUCCCCUUGCAAGCAUUCUCUCCUCAUGUUUUCUGGAUUUUAAACAUGCAGGUUUCCUAUAGUGCUGACCCUCUCUGCAUCAAGGGGAAGGCAGGGGCACUGGCUGGACCACUCUCUAGCCCUCUUCCUAAGACACGAGUGAGGAACUGCCUUGCUGAUGAACUGUGAGCUCCCAUGUCGGGAUAAGAUCCAAACAGGAGCCCUAUCCAGUACUCACUAGGAAGCACUAACUAUUUCCAUGACUGCAUGCAGGACCCCAGGGCAGUAAAUAGGAAAUGACCUAACCCAAACCUCCUGUGAGUUAUUGGCAUAAGGAGAGAGACUCCUGAGAGUUCCCAGGCUAUAAGCAUAGCAAAGGGGUGUGGUGGUCUACGCUCGAAGCAGGCAGCAGCUCCUCUGACCUUUCUUGGGUCAGCUUCCAUGCAGAGACCUUUUUGUGCUGUUUUCUAACAUCAGGCCCCAGGCUUCCACCUCCAGUUUCCGUAUUGUCCGUCCACCCUCCAGUGAUGGUGGUCCAGCGAAUGAGAUAACAGGCCUAAACCAGGUUAUAGCAGUGCUUGGCCCUGUCCACAGGACCAUGGAGACCUUUCUAGGAAGAGCUGUUUUGUAAAGGUGGUAUUUGCUGGAGGGGGAUGGCAUUGCUAAUUAUAUCACAAAAAAAAGAAAUCCUAACAAUAGUCUAGGUUGAUUAGUGAUAGAGAUGGUAAAAUUGUAUAUAUUGAUUCAGAAAAGGCAAAAGUGCUCAAUAAAUAUUUCUUCUGUGUUUCGAAAGAAGCUAGAUGAUGUAUUCACAUCUUACAGUGAUAAUGAAAUACUCUGUUCCAACAGCAACUAGGGAGGAUGUUAAACAGCAGCUGUUAAAGUUAAGUAGUCUUAAAUCAGCAAACUGGAUAACUUGUACCCAAGAGUUUUAAGAGAAUUGGCUGAGGAGUUCUCUUAACCAUUGAUGUGGAAUUUUUAAAAUCUUGCACUGUUCCAGAAGUUUGAGGACUGCUUUAAAAAAAGGGGGGGGGAGGGGGCAAUGUAGUAUCAGGCUUUAAAAAGGGUAAAUGGGACAACCCAGGUAACUCUAAUAUGAUUAGCCUAACAUCGAUCCCUUGUAAAAUAAUGGAAAGGCUGAGGUUGGAUGCAGUCAGUAAACAAUUAAAGAAUGGCAGCAUUCAGUAUGGUUUUGUGCAAAAUAGAUCUUGCCAAGCAAACUUGAUACUGUUUUUUGAUGAAAUUACAAAUAUGGUUGAUAAAGAUAAGUGUGAGAUAUUUAGACUCAUGUUUUUGACUGGCUACUGUAUGGAAUUCUGAUUUUAAAAUAGCACUGUACAAAAUCAAAGCAGCACAUACUAAAUGGAUUAAAAACUAGCUGAACAUGGUGGGUGAGGUGAUAUCUUUUGUUGAACAUCUGUUGGUGAGAGGGACAAGCUUUUGAGCUUACACAAUGCUCUUCUUGGUGAAGAAGGUCUCUGUGUACAACAGAAGUUAGUCCAAUAAAAGAUAUCCCCUCCCCCAUCUUGUCUCUCCAAUAUCCUGGACCCACCACAGUUACACCAACACUGCAUAAAAACUGUCUAGCUGACAAACUGGCUACGUUAUAGUUCUGAAAAAAUAAUCAUCCAAUGGGCUGUCUAUUACCACCCAUCUCCUCGCUACCCCAUUAGGGGAAACACCAUCCAUCUCCAGAUUAGUGGUGAGGCCUGCUGGCUUGACAGCACGGAGAAGAAUGAGGGCUUUGUUCAGCAGUGCUGUCAAAUAGGUGAUGCCUUCACCAGCACUAAAUCCAGGCCAUUUUUGUAAAGGUGAAAUUAUGGUUAUAUGCAAAUUAUUUUCACAUAUGCAAAUUAGUGUAUUACAUUUUCAUGAGAUGUUCCACAUGAAGAUGAACAAAACUUGGCAGUGAUACCACUGUAGAGGCUAAUCUCUGGUAUGUCUAGACCAGGAUAAAAGGUGUUUUUCUGAAUCACGUUAGCUAAUAACUUCUAACAAACAUGUUUUACGCUCCAGUGUAGACAGGAUAAGUUUUACUACAUACAUGCUAAAUAGUGUAUAUUGGAGCCUGGGGGAGCCAAACGUCAAUUUGCCCAGUGUAGUGCAUGCUGAAAUCCACACUGCCCUGUUUCCACCAGAGUGUAGGGUGGGUGUUAGGAGACAUCAGCUAAGGCAUGCGAUCAUCACACCUUUAAAUCCUAGUCAGGACAAAGCUAAUAUGGGAAGGGAUGUGUCAAAUCACAUUAACCCAAUCAGACGAGUUAAUUUGAUUUUUAAAAGCCACCUUUGUGCUGUAUUUUGUGCUAGCAUCUUUAUCACAGACCGCCAGGCCAAACCUCAAACUUUUGACUCCUGCAACAGACCUUUGUGAAGUAUCUAGACUAGCAUUUACAGUCCUAUUAGUUAACUUGCAUUAAUUGGUAGUUAACUGAGUUGCAACAGGGCCACAAACUCUAGCCUAGACAAACCCCAGGGGCCAGGUUUUCAGAACUCAGCAUGUUGGGUGAUAGCUGAGGUCACAGUAGGAGGUGAGCACUUUCGCUAAACUGGCCCAGAGCUCAGCUUCCAUUUGACAGUCAGGCCCUAGUUUCAGGUGCUGAGCUCUGGAAAAUCAGAACUUUCACGCCCUGGCCUUUUUCCCCUUGACUAAUGAAACCGCAGCCAGGUCAGACAUUGAUUCAACUACUGCCUUAGCAAGAGUAGAAUAGUGGCUAAAUACUUUUAUUUCAACAUGUUGGGUAUUGCACAUUUGUGAAAUCAAAGGCACAGUUUUCUUCAGAGAAUGGCAUGAAAAUGCUGCUGAACUGCUCGGGCUGGCCUCUGCAGUGCACUGGCUUUCAAAGCCAUUCUGCAGUCUGGCUGAAUCCAGUUGUCUGUUCUGCUGCACCUCUUCUGGGUAGGUGUGCGUGUGUUGUUCUGUCCCAGCAUUCCACGCAGGGGAGGGAAAUAGAAACUGGCAAUAUAACAAUGCCUUGGUCCUCCUUAACCAAACCUUCCAUUGUCUCUGUGCCCAGCACAACUCCAGGAUGAAGGGAGGGGUGCAGUACUAUGGUCUUCCUGAGGGAUUCUUCAAGGCAGGGCUCGAAGGAGACAGAGUUAAGGACAUAUGGGAAGUGUCACCUUAACUCUGCAUUCCUGGGUUUUGUAAGUGUCCCCCCUCCUCGGCUAUCAGUGACAGGUGAUAUCAGUGGAAGUAUGUGAGCAGCCCUUAACUCAGCAUCUCCUGGAUUGCUAAUGUUCCAAUGUGGGGUUGCAGAGUCCCCCUUUCUGGAUAGGUGUGAGGAGCAAAAAGCCCUGUUGCGUGUGAGGAGUCAGAACUGCCUCUUAAGGAUAUCUUGUGUAAGAAACGGAGGGUUUUGUCUAUGCUACAAAGUUAAGUCAACGUCAGGUAGGUCUGUAUGCUGCGGUGCUCCUGCACCAACAUAGUAAAAUCACCUUGGCGAGAGGCAUGAUGCCUCGGGUGAUGUAGGUAGAGCGACGCAGCGUCAAUGUAGAUGCUGCAUUGCUUCCAUUGCCCUAAGUGGCCUCCAGGAAGUGUCCCACACGGUCCAUUAUGACUACUAGGGUCACGUUUUGAAGAUUGCUGCCCUGCAGCCAGGUGCCCAGGCAUGUACCCCCUCCCCUUUUAAAGCCCCAGGAAGUUUUGAACUUGCUCUUCCUGUUGCUGGGCGUGGAGGACAAGCCUGCUCCGGCGUGGAGAACGCAGGAGGCGGUGGAUCCCCUGGGUCUGGGGGCAGAGGAGGCCCAGGUCUGCUCCAGCUGCAGAAACUUGUUUGGGGCAAGGAGGAGAAGGGCUAUAACAGGGGGACAGCCGUGCUGUGUAAAAAGCCAAAAAGCUGCAGCAAGCAUAGCAGAAGACAAGGGAGACAAAUAGUCGCUCUGGUGCAGAUCGGCAGGCAUGGUGCUUCUACAAGGAGGGAGCUGGGGUCAGAGAGCUGAUAUGCAGGUGAGGGAGCAGUCCGGGUGAGGGCUGUGGGGAAAUAUGGGGGCUGGAAUCAGGGUUGUGGUAUAUGGGUGGGAGCUGCCAGGGUGGUAGUAUAAGGGUGAGGAGCUUUGGGGGGAGCAGUCAGGGUGGGGGGUCAGGGUGCUUAACCUCAGACUAUAGGAAAAGCUGUCAUGGUUUUAAGGAAGAAACAAAGAUACCACUGGCAUUCACUUUUUCGUAUAGACGUAAACUGUGCCGGAUUAAAUUACUGAUGAAGAGUGGGAAAUUAGUACAAUUUUUGUACGCCUGUAGAUUAUUCAUGAAAGAAAAGGGGUUUACUUCUCUUGAGGAAGAUAUUUGUGUUUUAAUUCUGUCUGAAACCUUCUCCAAUCAUACAAAACUUAAUUAGAAAAGAAACAGCAUUUCAGGACCACCCUAUACUCCCCCUUUCCCCCCCACAUGCACCCACCCCCCCACCCCAUGUAUCUUCCAGGGCUGCAGCAGCACCCAAGGCACUCCAGCCCUCAGGAGAUUAAACACAACAGCUGUACGUACACCGAGCUGUGAAAGCCUUGUGGGUCACCCUGUUCCCUCCCCUUUAAAGAUACUUUCCCCUGCAUGUAUGAAGUUUCCCUCCACAUUACAUAGAUAGGUUUGUAGGGGUGUGGAAUAAAAAUCUACUUAUGGAAACUGAUGUUAUCUUCAUUAUGCUCCAUCACAUGCUGCUAACAUUCACCAAUAAUAGCAAUAGGUGUAUGUGAAUUGUUCUAGUCGAACACGCACAGCAAUCACUUGUGCUUGUAUAUAAUGUCAUUUGUUUUUAUAAAAUUGUUUCUUUAAGUCA